Lachancea sp. 'fantastica' is the source of this 1710-nucleotide messenger RNA. Lineage: Eukaryota; Fungi; Ascomycota; Saccharomycetes; Saccharomycetales; Saccharomycetaceae. The record is from the annotation of a GenBank genome assembly.
AUGAGGGUCAAGACAGGCAUUCUCUUAGCACCUCUGACAUCUUUUGCAGUCACUGCACAAGACAACACGGAACAGCGGGCUUUCUUUCCACAAUUUCGGACUCAGGGAAGAGCUUCUGAACAGGUGAACGAAUGCUGGACACCAGAGACACCAGCAAUUUCGGAUUCUAGCCGGCUUAUCUUCGAAAACAUCAAAUCUACAAUAUCUGAGGUAGGCUAUCAAGCUAAGUCUAUUGCUCGAUUUCAGGACGCAGUGCAUAUCGAUACUCAAGUCGAUGAUCAAUACGGCAAUGUGGAAGAUGACGACCGCUGGGCCAAGUUUUACCAUUUUUCAGCUUUCCUCGAAAGAGAGUUCCCACUAGUACAUGAAAGGCUCAGUUUGGAAAAGAUCAAUAGACAUGGACUUGUCUAUUCAUGGAUUCCCACUGCUCAAGAUCGUGGGGGGCAAUCUGCCAAUAAACCUAUAGUUCUAAUGGCACAUCAAGACACAGUUCCAGUCUCACCUAAAAGCCUUGACGAUUGGAAGUUUGAUCCUUUUGAAGGACAUAUUGAUGACGAUGGUAUGAUGUAUGGGCGUGGUGUUCACGACGACAAGAACUCGCUAGUAUCCAUACUUGAAUCUGUCGAGCUGCUGCUGAAAACAGACUUCAAGCCCAAACGUACAGUCAUUUUGGCCUUUGGGUUUGACGAAGAAAUUAGUGGUCGAAGAGGCGCUCUAGAAAUAUCAAAGCUUCUACAGAAAAGGUAUGGCAAGAAUGGUUUAGAGCUCAUUCUCGAUGAAGGACCGGGAAUUUCGACCGCUCUAAGUUCGUCCGGGAAAAAGAUUGCUUAUGCAUCAGUUGCAACUGCUGAGAAGGGGUACCUCGACGUUUCGAUCGAAGCAGUAUCUCCGGGCGGACAUUCUUCGCUGGCUGGUAAGCACUCUUUGAUAGGAAUCGUUUCUGAAAUGAUAUACUCUUUGGAGAACUCAAUUGCUAUUCAAGCAAGGAUCUCCAAAAACAAUCCUGUUCUGGGUUACCUGUCUUGCAACAAUUUUGGGUUUCCACAGGUUCCGGCACUUAUUGACAGGAUCAAAGCGGGCGAUGCAGACGCCGAAUAUGCACUUGGAAGUCUACUUGAAAACACCACAAUUGCCUAUCUUUCACGCACAUCUCAAGCAAUAGACCUGAUCUCGGGCGGACAAAAAAUCAACGCGCUACCAGAAAGGGUCUCAGUGGGAAUCAACUACCGUGUAGGUCCGGAUUUGACUUUAGGUGACAUCAAGCAACGAAUUUCCUCCAUACUCAAACCUCUCGCUGAGAAACACAGCUUCAAAAGCUGCUUUUUUGACGAACGUCAAGACUGCGCUCCAGGAAGUGAGAGACUUUUGCGAGUGUUACAGAUAGGAAACGCAUUGGAGCCGGUGAGGAUGUCGCCUCAAAAUUCAAAGGCGUACUCUGUCGUUUUUGGGACUGUCCAGGCGACACUGGGUUCAUCCUACAAAGAGGCAUUAGAUCUCGACGCGCUACAAGUAGUGCCCACGUUGAUGGCUGGCAAUACUGACACCCGUCAUUAUUUGAAUCUGACGGAAAACAUUUUUCGGUUUCGGCCAACACGAAUUGAUGUUAACAACAACGCAGGACACACAGUCAACGAGCACCUUUAUGCCGCAGACCAUUUCAACUCGAUUGGAUUUUACGCUUCUCUUAUUCUGAGCGCAAAUGAUAUGUAA